CUUGCGUCCAAAAUCAAAGCCCCCGUGGUCGGUGGGGAUAGCCUGAGUAGCAGUUCCGUGGUCGCGGCGGCGCCUUUGAAACGCUCGUUCGAUUCUUUGUCCGGCGGUGAAGAGCCCCUAAGUAAACGUCCCGGCAUCAUGGAUAUGAAUGCCAUGCCCGGUGGCAUGAUGGCGGCCAAUGGCGUGCCUGGCGGUAUGAUGGCGCCCGGUGGAGCGGGUGGCGUCGAAGCGCCCGCCACCGAGAUCAUCAUGGUUCCCGAUAAGAUGGUCGGACUCAUCAUUGGGCGCGGUGGCGAGCAAAUCACCCGGCUUCAGGCCGAGUACGGCUGUAAGAUCCAGAUGGCCCAAGACAGCGCCGGCCAGCCCGACCGACAGUGCACUCUGACCGGAGCCGCGGUCAACAUUUCGCAAGCCCGAGCCGCCAUUGAGCGCAUCGUAGCCAACGAGGGCAACGGACCGCCGCGCGGAGCCGGCGGACCCGGUGGUCCCGGUGCCGCGCCUGGAGGCGGCUUUUUCGAGAUGAUGGUCCCGGGACACAAGGUGGGACUGAUUAUUGGUAAGGGCGGCGAGUCUAUCAAGCAACUCCAAGAACAGUCGGGCGCCAAGAUCGUCAUCAUCCAAGACACCCCUGAGGCGGCCAUGGAGAAGCCCCUGAGGAUUACGGGCUCACCCGAAGCCGUGGAACGGGCCAAACAGCUGGUCACCGAAAUCCUCAACCAAGGGGAUGAGCGGGACAUGGGCUUCGGAGGACGAGGUCGCGGACGUGGUAGUAGUAUGAUGCGUGGCAUGGGCGGCGCCGGAACUGGCGGGCGUGGGGGGUUCGGCAUGCCCCGCGGUCGCGGUGGACCUCGUGGUGGCAUGACUGGGGGUCAAUGGGGCGCGCCCAGUAGCGAGUAUGGCGGCCAAGCCACGGAAUAUGUGCAAGUACCGUCCAAUAAGUGCGGACUCGUCAUCGGCAAAGGUGGCGAAACCAUCAAGAACAUCAAUCAGAGCACCGGCGCCCAUUGCGAAAUCGACAAGCACUCUGCCCCUGAUGCUCGCGAGAAGACUUUCGUCAUCCGAGGCUCGCCCGAGGCUGUGGAACGAGCCAAGAGCAUGGUUUUGGAAAAGCUCGGCAUGCAAGGCGGAUAUGGAGGCGGGGCCGGAGGUUAUGGUGGUGGUGGUGGAGCCGGUGGUUCAUGGGGAGGUGGCUCCAGCUACGGCGGAGGCUACGAUGGCGGAGCCGGUGGGGUCAACCCUCAGACGGGUCAAGCCGACUUCUCCGCUCAGUGGGCCGAGUACUACCGGACCAUGGGGAUGGUCAAAGAAGCCGAAGCCAUUGAGGCCUCUCGCGCCAAUGCUUCAGCCCCCGCUGCUCCCGCGGCCGCUGCUGCCCCCGGCAACGGCGCACAGAAUGGAUCCCAAGACUAUUCCGCCCAAUGGGCCGAAUACUACAGAUCAAUUGGCAAGUUGAAGGAGGCCGAAGCUAUUGAGGCACAAAUGAAGCAAAAGGUUGGUUCCGCUCCAUCUGGAACUCCAUCAUAUCCUACUCAAUACGCCACGGCGUCAACUGGAUAUUACGGAGGCAAUUAUGUAUCUCAAUAGGCCAGUGUUGAUGUGUGUGUAUACAUUAGUAUCUUUGCUGAAUAUACCUACUACCUAUGAGUCCGACUUCUACAGUACCAUGCGUUGAUCUAUGUUAGACAUGUUUCACUUCACUUCUUCAACUUCCUCCUCCGCAACUACAACUACUACUUCUACUUCUACUACUUCCACCACCUCCACUACUACUAUUGCUUCUACUACCAUCUCUACAUCAUUGCUCUACUCAAUAAUGCUACUUCUUCUGAUAAAUUGAAUGUUUGGAGAAUCGUAACACUAACAACUAUGCAAAGAUAUGACUGUUCAAGAGGGAAACACACAAAGACACUAUCAAGUUAGUACCAUUGAACAAGAUCCUUUGAUUUUGCCCAAACAGAAAGUGGAACACAAAAAGCAGCAGGAAAAUCAGCAACCCAAACAUGUUCUAAAUGAUGUGGAUGUGGACAUCUCUCCGGGAUGACGUUGAAAGAGAAUGAUGCGAAUACAGAUCCCUGAGGAGCGCCUUUUUCAUCAAUUUCUUACCUCCUAACUCUCACACCUUGACCAUCGAUUCCCAUCAUCCCAACCACCAAACCUCGUGUAGCAGAAACUAUCAUCCCUCGUUUCUACUCCUUCCUUGAGCACCCAUCCUCCUCCACCACCAACACCACCUCCUCCUGUCCCUCUCCAUCUUUCUAUGACAAUUUCUCGUGUAUUGUAACCUUCUUUUUCUUCCCCAUUUCAGUGAAAAAAAUGUUGGAAGAUGUGUUUUUAUGAUGUUCUUUUUCUUGGCUCCUUGUGGGCUCCAAUUCGGCUUAAUUAGGCCUAUCGGACGUUGAAUUCAGAGUGACCUAUUGUAUCAUAGCGAAUCCAAUUCCCUUUUGUCUACAUCCAAAACAGAGCAAGAGCGAGCGAGCGAGCCAGUCAGUCAGUCAACCGGUCGAUACCAUGUGAGCCAGUCAGUCAGUCAGUGUCGGGAAAGUUCACCAACACCACCCGUCGUUCACUUCCGAUGCUUCUCUACUUAUGAUGUGAUGCGAUGCUGAUUCCCAUGCGUGUGUGAUGUGCCCGAUGCUCAAGCCUUCUCAACUAGACCGUCUCCCGUCCUCGUUUUUUCAGAGCGCAUCCGUUGCCGCCUCCUCCUCCUCCUCCUCCUCCUCCUUCAUGGACGGACACACGCCCCCUUCUCUCUCUGUACUGUCGCGUUGAUUUGAUUCGGACACAGGUUCUUGCCGGAAUGUGUCCGGAUCAUGGUGCAGGAUUGAGAUGGCGUAGGGGCUCAACGAGAGGCAGAGACAGGACAGGCUGAGAGAGUGCCUUCUCACACCUCCGGGCGAUCGGGCAGAGGUAAACUACUAGUACUACUCCAACAACGUGACACACAAUCGUGAUCGAACCCCCCUACCCCCAAAAGCAGCCAAUUCUAUCCUUUUUGAUUAUAAUUGCUGAUCUGAGGUCAAUGAUGAUGUGCUUUAUAUCCAUGCCUUCUUCAUUCAUUCAUUCAUUCCUAUAUGCCACGCCACGCCAGAAACUUUGGCUCCUCAUUCCUCUCUAUCUAUCUAUCUCUUGCAAUUUUUGACUUCUCCUUGAUCCUCCUUCUCCUCCUCUUCGUUCUAUGGCCUGGAAAAUCCAUCCAGCAGAGGGUUACAUUCAGUUGAGAUAUCAUCCAGUUAUUAUAUGCUCUAAUGAUGCAUUAUUCAUGCAGUAAUGAUGAUGAAGAUAAUGAUACCCAUAAUAAUGACGAUGAUGUUCAUGUAAGACGCCAUCCAUCCAUCCAGCCAUUCUCCCUCUUCAAUGACUCCCAUGGGGAACACUCUUGUUGGGUCGUUGUCAAAUCUGUUGGGGGUGGAUGGGCUCCAAUGUCUGAUGCUAUCUCUUUAGAUGUGGCAAAAGUCCAUUCUAACUACAUUCUACUACUCUGCUACGUUGUUAUUCAAAGAUGCCGUGUCCCAUUACAACUACUACUACUGCUACUACUACCACUAUAACUAGUACAAUUGAAGAUUUUGUUCGUUUGUUUUUCGCGUAAACAUGGUUCACCAAAUUAUUAUCUCUUCUCAUGAUGUCUUGUGUUGUUGCCCAUGGGGUGGUGUAGUACCUCCUCUGAAGACUGACUGGCUUGCUCAUCCAAAACUGAUCUUGGACAAUUUGACCUAAACCUUCUCGAGAAAUUAAUCCGCUCGCUCGCUCGCUCGCUCUCGCUAAAAACUACGAAACCCAUUCUGUCACUAGUUCGAUCUCUGCUUGUAGUACAUACACCUCCUCCUCGUCACCAUUUUGCCCUAUGUCCUGUGCUCUAUUUGCUAUAUUUCCAGCCCAACCCAUCAACGUGUCGAUCCAGUGGCAGUAGUCUUGAGAGAUGGGGGGCGUGGCUGCUCCUCCUUCCCAUUUGGCAUAGAGAUACGGUCUUGUUUGUGCCCAUUGAUGAUAAUGAACACAUUAUCGUGUUGUUGCCUUCAAGCGCUAAAUCUCAUUAACGAUGAACCCCUUAAAAACACAUUUCCCGGCUCAUUUUUUUAUAACCGUUUUGUAUAUUAUUGGCCCUCCCCUCUCGAACCACUAUCCUAACUCUAUAUAUGAUUUUCUUCAUGUGUGAAAAUAAAGAAACCGAAAC
Molecule: messenger RNA, 4174 nt
Organism: Tigriopus californicus
Lineage: Eukaryota; Metazoa; Arthropoda; Copepoda; Harpacticoida; Harpacticidae
Product: far upstream element-binding protein 2-like
Biological process (GO): regulation of DNA-templated transcription
Cellular component (GO): cytoplasm; nucleus
Molecular function (GO): mRNA binding
Source: RefSeq, a predicted model, not a curated record